AACCCAGCCUUGAGGAACAGCCACUGGAGGGUGUCGUGGCCACUCAUGGACACCCAACUAGAUACAAAACGAAGAACUUUGUCCCCUUCUUGUCAUUCUGAAAGACUGUGAACCCUGGAGUCCUCAAUCAUCACACAGGAAGCUGAGGACUUCCUGCUCAAUCAGGACACUGAACCUUGAAUUCAUAAAGAUUCUAAAAGCUCCAGAAACAAAGACUUCGUGGACAAAAUCCCUAGGGACCAGACCCACUGCCUUUCCUGGCAAAGUACACAGAAACCAUCUUCCUUGACUCAUGCAAGAAGCCAGGAUGGAAACCUCAGCCCCCACAAAGGACUAUGACAUGACAACAGAAUAUGACUAUGAGGGCAUAACCCCAUGCCAGAAGGGAGAGGUGAGGGCCUUUGGAGCUCAGCUGCUGCCCCCCUUGUACUCGCUGGUGUUCAUCGUUGGCCUGGUGGGCAACAUCCUGGUGCUCCUGGUCCUCAUGCAGAACAAGAGGCUCAAGAGCAUGACCAGCAUCUACCUCCUCAAUCUGGCCAUUUCAGACCUGCUCUUCCUCUUCACGCUGCCCUUCUGGAUCGACUACAAGCUAAAGGAUGACUGGAUUUUCAGUGAUGGCACCUGUAAGUUGCUCUCGGGGCUUUAUUACACAGGUUUGUAUAGCGAGAUCUUUUUCAUCAUCCUGCUGACCUUCGACAGGUACCUGGCCAUCGUCCACGCCGUGUUUGCCCUGCGGGUUCGGACUGUCAUCUUUGGGAUCAUCACCAGCAUUGGCGCCUGGGGCCUGGCCAUCUUGGCCUCCAUCCCAGGCUUCUACUAUUCCAAGAUCCAGAGGGAGUUCUCCCAUAGCACCUGCAGCCUCCACUUCCCUCACGGAAGCCUCAAAGCCUGGAAACAGUUCCAGGCUCUGAAACUGAACAUGUUGGGGCUGGUUCUGCCUCUGUUGGUCAUGAUCAUCUGCUACACAGAGAUCAUACGGAUUCUGCUCAAACGACCCAACGAGAAGAAAGCCAAAGCCGUCCGUCUGAUCUUUGUCAUCAUGAUCGUCUUCUUUCUCUUCUGGACCCCCUACAACCUGGCAGUGCUUGUCUCUGCUUUCCAAGACAGCCUCUUCACCGAUGAGUGCAGGCAGAGCAAACAGCUGGACCUGGCCUUGCAGGUGACAGAGGUGAUCGCCUACACGCACUGCUGCGCCAACCCCGUCAUCUACGCCUUCGUCGGGGAGAGGUUCCGCAGGUACCUGCGCCAGCUGUUCAGCCGGCUGCUGUCCGCGCGCCUGCUUAAAUGGCUCCCCUUCCUCUCCACCGAUAGGCUCGAGAGGACCAGCUCCGUGUCCCCCUCCACCGCGGAGCAUGAACUCUCCGCUGGGUUCUGA
Odobenus rosmarus divergens (Pacific walrus) is the source of this 1375-nucleotide messenger RNA. RefSeq names its product chemokine (C-C motif) receptor 1 (gene CCR1). Gene Ontology annotation, biological process: immune response; positive regulation of monocyte chemotaxis; G protein-coupled receptor signaling pathway. Gene Ontology annotation, molecular function: chemokine (C-C motif) ligand 7 binding; chemokine (C-C motif) ligand 5 binding; C-C chemokine receptor activity. NCBI's taxonomy places the organism in Eukaryota, Metazoa, Chordata, Mammalia, Carnivora, Odobenidae. The record is from RefSeq and is a predicted model, not a curated record. Gene Ontology annotation, cellular component: membrane; cytoplasm. The transcript is spliced from 2 exons. The coding region runs from base 293 to 1375 and encodes 360 amino acids.